Messenger RNA from Mauremys reevesii (Reeves's turtle), 1984 nucleotides. It is a transcript of the gene CXXC1, whose product is annotated as CXXC finger protein 1. Gene Ontology annotation, biological process: positive regulation of DNA-templated transcription. Gene Ontology annotation, cellular component: Set1C/COMPASS complex. The record is from RefSeq and is a predicted model, not a curated record. Bases 82 to 1872 code for a protein of 596 amino acids. The transcript has 16 exons. Lineage: Eukaryota; Metazoa; Chordata; Testudines; Geoemydidae. Gene Ontology annotation, molecular function: DNA binding; zinc ion binding.
CGCCUGGGGGAGGGGCUGUCAGAACUUCCUGCCCAGAGCCCUUGUCUUGAUUCCAGCCACAACAAGGGGCUGGGAGAGACCAUGGACAGCGAGUUCUCCGACCCGGAGCUGGCCGCGGCGGGCGAGGAGUCCAAGUCGGAGAACGGCGAGAACGCGCCCGUGUACUGCAUCUGCCGCAAGCCGGACAUCAACUGCUUCAUGAUAGGCUGUGAUAACUGCAAUGAGUGGUUCCAUGGCAAUUGUAUUAACAUCACAGAGAAGAUGGCGAAGGCCAUUCGGGAAUGGUACUGUCUGCAGUGCCGAGAUAAGAACCCGAAUUUGGAGAUCCGAUACCGGCACAAGAAAUCCAGAGAGAAGGAGCGGGAGGGUGAGCGGGACCGGGCGGAGAAGGACGAGCUGAGGAAGAAGGCUCAGGAGCUGGCCCUGGACCAGAGCCGUGGGUCGAAAGUAGGAGGCCAGUUCUCUCAUCCGCAACAGCAAAUCAAGCGCUCGGCACGGAUGUGUGGGGAGUGCGAGGCGUGCCGGCGGACAGAGGACUGUGGCCAGUGUGACUUCUGCCGUGACAUGAAGAAAUUCGGAGGACCCAAUAAAAUCCGUCAGAAGUGCCGUCUGCGGCAGUGCCAGGUCCGGGCACGGGAAUCAUAUAAGUAUUUCCCAGCCUCGAUGCUGCGAGGGCGGGAUGAGGACCUGCAGAUGCUGAAAGAGCAGUUGGAAUCAUCCGCCACCCCUGAGCCGCUGUCAGACGACGACCUCCCGAUUGACCCCGACUUGUACCAAGAUUUCUGUGCUGGAGCCUUCGACGACCAGAACCUGCCGUGGCUCAGUGACCCAGAGGAUGCCCCGUUCCUGGACCCUGUGCUCCGCAAACGCGCCGUGAAGGUCAAGCAUGUCAAGAGGCGGGAGAAGAAAUCAGAGAAGAAGAAGGAGGAGAAGUACAAGCGUCACAAGCAGAAGCAGAAGCACCGGGACCGGUCGCGGCACGCCGAGCGGCCCGACGCCAAGGACCCGGCCUCCCUGCACCAGUGCCUGGGCCCCGGCUGCAUCCAGCCGGCCCGCGCCGCCUCCAAGUACUGCUCCGAGGAGUGCGGCAUGAAGCUGGCUGCCAACCGGAUCUACGAGAUCCUUCCGCAGCGCAUCCAGCAGUGGCAGCAGAGCCCGUGCGUGGCGGAGGAGCACGGCAAGAAGCUGCUGGAGCGGAUUCGGCGGGAGCAGCAGCAGGCGCGGCUGCGGCUGCAGGAGAUGGAGCGUCGCUUCCACGAGCUGGAGGCCAUCAUCGGCAAGGCCAAGCAGCAGGCCAUCAAGGAGGAUGAGGAGACCAACGAGGGAGACAGCGAUGACACCGACCUGCAGAUCUUCUGCGUCUCCUGCGGGCAUCCCAUCAACCCCAAGGUGGCGCUGCGCCACAUGGAACGUUGCUACGCCAAGUACGAGAGCCAGACGUCCUUCGGAUCCAUGUACCCAACCCGCAUAGAGGGAGCCACCCGCCUCUUCUGUGACGUCUACAACCCUCAGAGCAAGACCUACUGCAAGCGGCUGCAGGUGCUGUGUCCCGAGCACUCCCGCGACCCCAAGGUGUCGGUGGACGAGGUGUGCGGCUGCCCCCUGGUAAAGGACGUGUUCGAGCUCACUGGCGAUUUCUGCCGCGUGCCCAAGAGAAAAUGCAACCGGCACUACUGCUGGGAGAAACUGCGCCGGGCCGAGGUGGACCUGGAGAGAGUGCGCGUGUGGUACAAGCUGGACGAGCUCUUUGAGCAGGAGCGGAACGUGCGCAUGGCCAUGACCAACCGGGCUGGGCUGCUGGCGCUGAUGCUGCACCAGACCAUCCAGCACGACCCGCUGACCACAGACCUGCGCACCACCACUGACCGCUGAGCCCGGGUCGGCGCCAGGCUUCGUGGAGUCUCCGGAUCCUCGUUGGUUCUUUUUUUUUUAAUGAUUUUUAAAAAAAAAACUUUUUUUUUCUUUACAAAAAAACCCACAAAAA